Molecule: messenger RNA, 1347 nt
Organism: Chaetomium strumarium
Lineage: Eukaryota; Fungi; Ascomycota; Sordariomycetes; Sordariales; Chaetomiaceae
Exons: 1
Coding region: 233-1030 (265 amino acids)
Source: RefSeq, a predicted model, not a curated record
CGAGGCUGAGGAGUCCUCUGAGUAUCAGUAGAAGGAUAUCUGCAGGCCAUUCCGUGAUUCGUCGUGGGUUCCGCUAAUUCCACUUCAACUUAACAUUACACAGCAACAAUACCGCCACACCAAUUACCAUCAACUGUAAGCCAAAUUUUCAUUACAACAUGAUUCCUAAAGAGGGCGGUUGAUGUUGGCGGAAGGAUCCGCAUUACACUAGACCAGGGCCUGCAUAACAGACAUGCAAGGCGCAUGCACGAGAUGUCCGCAGCUUCCAAGCACAGCGCACUGCAUAUUGUCGCUCCCGUCUUCUGCAGGCAGGCAAGUGUCCGCAGCGAUUGUCUCCCGCUCUGUCCUCUCUUCCCACCCGUUUCUGUCGCUUUCCCAGCUCCCAGACCUAGGAUUUCGCCACCCCGAGUCUUACCACUCUUUUGUUACAGACCUACCAAAGCCACUUACUUUAGCUGGGCAAGGUCACGACUCUCGACCGCACCAACCUGGCCUUGUGGUACAAGGCCGGGUUCGUCUUGCGCCCCAACAACAAAGGGAACAAGGCAGCCCGCUGACCACACCAUCCAUCCAUUGUUCUCACCAGGGUCUCACAAUUUGCACCGCAUAUUAUUCGGCAGAUAAUCGGUGUAGCCGCCCUAAGGCAGCCGCCCUAGGCUCCCCAGUGCGCUACCACGCUACCACCUACGCAUCUGUGGCGCCAGACAUUCUCUCUUCUUUCCCAGACCUGUUGUUACUUGUAUCCCUGGGAUAUUUGUGUUGCCUCUCGGCUGCCUCUUGUACUGCGAUUUCAUCGAGAUCCAACAAUCAACUUGACUUGUUUGCCUCUUUGCGACGUUCAAACACCCGGCCUGCCUUUGUAGUUCUGUCCUUCAUAAGUGAUUCCCGGGCGCCGCCUAGAUCCGGUUGCUUUCAUUGUUCUUCCAUUUUCUAUCUGCAGUUCCGUCAUCACAACGCAGUACUGCUCACACAUUUACCCCAAAGUGAUCAUUGCAUGCAUCUGAGUUACACAUCGGCUUGCAGCGCAUAAACAGAGAAAUUCGAUGUCUGGGGAGCUUAGCACAGCUAGCUCCGGUGCAGCCGGGGCCGCUGGCCGCAAUGCAAGCGGCAGCGCACGCAUCUGGAGCGCGAUCCCGGACGAUCGACGUGGCAACAACGGCGCCGAGCGGCGGAGAGAAAGCACCAGCCGCACAAUCGGCGACGUCAUGAGGGAGCCGUCCACCAGGGUCCCCGAUGUUGUUGUGCUGGACUCUUUGCCCGAGGACCUGGAGCGCAGGGAGACGCUCGAUCCGAAAGAGGAUCUGUGGUUAUCGACCGUUGACGGGUAAGUUGCAUCUCCUUCUGCAU